Messenger RNA from Durio zibethinus, 558 nucleotides. RefSeq lists its product as uncharacterized. The record is from RefSeq and is a predicted model, not a curated record. Gene Ontology annotation, molecular function: phosphatase activity. Lineage: Eukaryota; Viridiplantae; Streptophyta; Magnoliopsida; Malvales; Malvaceae.
AUGCUUCCUCCAUUGGUUUCUGACAAAAAAGGAACGAUUGUUCUUCACUUGGACGAAACCCUGGUGCAUUCAAGCCUUGGCCCGCCUCCACCAAGGUACGAUUUCACAGUUUCGAGAAAUAAAGAUGGGGUGACAAUAAAUUUCUACGUUUUAAAACGACCUGGGGUGGAUGAGUUCCUGGAGAUGAUCAGCAAGAAAUACGAAGUUGUUGUGCUCACGGCAGGGCAGGAAGCGUAUGCAUCGAAAGUGCUGGAUACCCUUGACCCAAAGGGAUUCAUAUCGCACCGUGUUUACACGGAUUCAUGCAAACAAGUGCGAGGGAAAUUCGUGAAGGACUUGUCAGAGAUGGGGAGAGACUUGAGGAAGAUUGUGAUCGUCGAUAAUAACCCACACUCUUUUGCAUUGCAACCUGAAAACGGGAUCCCCAUAAAACCCUUUUUCAGUGAUGAGAUUUCGGACAGGGAGUUGAUGAAGUUGGCGGGGUUCUUUGAGAGAUGUGAUGUUUUUCAAGACAUAAGAGAUGCCGUGAACCAGUACCUCAGAGAUGUUAAAGAAUAA